CACUUUCUUCGUGUGGCCGGCCACGCUGGCCAGGAAGCUCGGCAUCGCGUACGUGUCCUUCUGGACGGAGCUCGUGCUCAUCUUCAACCUCUACUACCACGUCCACCUGCUCACCAACAACGGCCACUUCGGAUGCAACGGUGAAUCAGACGAGUCACUCACCUGAUCUUCUUAUCCGCCCCAAUUGUCAAGCAUGCUUCAGUAACGCGCCAUUGAUUUUGUCAUGUAAUGUGAAGUGAUCGCUGCAAAAUGAUAAAUCUGACGAUCCCUUCUUGGAUGUGUGCUGCAGAGCCUCGGAAUGACACGAUCACGUACAUCCCUUGCGUGGCCGCGAUCGAGCCGCAAGAGCUCAUGUCGUACCUCCAGGAGACGGACACCACCAGCGUCGUGCACCGCAUCAUCUUCAAGGCCUUCGACGAGGCGCGCGGCUCCGACUACGUCCUCUGCAACACCGUGGAGGAGCUGGAGCCGUCGACCAUCGCCCAACGCGGAUUUGCCACAUGUAGGAAGGGCCCUAGGGCUUAUCUGAACCACUCGUUUGUUAGAGAUUCGCGUAAAGUCAGCCUGGUCAAUGGUCACGGCAUGUUUGCAUUUUCCACCCUCGGAAAGAGAAGAAUUCACCUACAGUAUAGGUUCAGCACAGUUUUAACCCUGGAGAGAUAACCACCCGCCCCCGUUCCGAGCAAACCCUGUCCGACUCUCCCCUCCACUCCUUCCUCUUGCCAGCGCCGCCACCAUCACCUCCUCCUCCGACUGCGGGCCCAGCGCCCCACCUCUCGCUCGUCGGAGAGGAGCAGCCACCAGGAAGCCGGCCCUCCCCUGCGCGGAGCUCAAGGCGAGGACCCCCUCCGCAACUCCUCUGGCCAUGACCGGAGUAAGGGGCAACGGUGGAUACGCUUCUUCCGGCCCGUUUGGAUCUGCUUCUCAGAGAUCGCACCGUCCCCUUCGGAGGGGGCUUAUUUCGUGCUUACACAGCCACACCUGCCUCCACAACGUCGCGCCCACCGGCGGCGACGAGGAGGCGCGCACCGGCGGCGACGUUGAGCGUCCUCUUCCCAACCAGGAUUUACCCCGUGCCAUCAUCAAGCUCAUCGUCCCCUUCUACGAGAAGGCGUUCGACCGGCUGCCCUGCGAGACCAUGCCGGACCUCGUCGGCCUCCUCACCACCGGUGGCUUUUGCCUCGGCCUCCUCGACCCUGUCUCCAACAUCACCCUCAACACCCUCGCCCUCCUCCCCGAAGACGCCGCCGCAGCAGCUUCCUUCUCUCCACCCGCCGGUAAGAGGUCCAAAAGAGUAGUGCGCAACGCCUUCCCCAUAUCCAAACGCGGUCUCUGCGCCUGGCACGAGGUUGCAGCCAGGUCCUACCACAGUCUCGUGGGCUUCCUCGUCGCAUACUUCGGAUGCCUCACCGAAGAACAGGCCAUCCGAUACCUCUACCGGGCCAAUGCCAAUCUCCUCCUUGCCGUCAUGCUCGUCCAACACGAUUUGUAUGCUGAAGAUCUGCAUGCUGAAGGUGAAGAACCACUGGACCCUGACUCUGACAGGACGCGUGCCGCCCUCGAGUCGGCCGCCACCAGUGCAGGUCACCCUUCGCCCAGCACUUUGGCUCAGGUCAUGACAAUCCGGCUCAAAGAUGACGACUUUAAACUCCUAGAGUACCUAUUUUCAGCUGAUGGUACUCCUAUCAUGGCUAAAGAUGCUGGAGCAAUCCACCAUAUAGUGAUGAGUCCGCUUUAUGUUACCGGCACAAGCCAUGCCAUAGAUGAACUGGCUUUCCAUGUUGAUCUUGCUAUGGAGGCCAAAACUGAAGUUAUCCCUGACACCUCGAUCACCUGCACCACCUGCAGCUUUCACAGUAAACCCAUCUGGUCGAUGCAGUCUGGACUGUCUAAGAAGAAGCUAAAAGAUUGCCUGAAAACAGCAGCUCGCCAGGCAAUCUUGUUGAAGACCCCGUGUGGUGACAACUGCGAUUACCUGCGGACUCUCAACAUGUACCUCCAUGGUAUGAUUCACAACUUCUACAUCAAGGCGCUCAAGUUGCUGCCCACACCCUCUGGCUCCCUCAUGCGCAGCUUCCUCACGGCCGGCCACUGCUAUGGCUCCAUGGACCCUGUCUCCAACAUCAUCGUCAACUCCAUCUGGUACUACAGCCGUGGCUCCUCUCUCCCACUUUCUGAACGCAGGAAGAUAGAUCAGUACAUUGACAUCUUUGACCCCGUGGCGCUGCUUCCAGCACAAGUUUUUUCCCUCGAGGGCCUUACAAAGCUGGCCACAUUUGUCCACCCCCAGUUCUCAGUGGUGGGCUGUGCUCUGGAGACACUCUGCAGGGCAAAAUGCAACUUUGUUGAAAUGUUUACAUCAACGACAGAGAGGAUUGAGAUAAGCUCCAUCCAUGAAGCUGCCAUGGCCGCUGGACACCCUCUGCCCCUUCAGCUGGGUGAACUGCACCAGAAGUUGGUGCUUAUGCCUGAUGAGCGAAACAUGCUGCUCUCCUUGAUAGCUGGGGCUCAAACUAGUAAUACUGUGUUGCCAGUCGAUGAGAUUACAACUUUUCUGGAGGCCGUGUUGUGUACAGAACCGGUACUGGGGGAAGCUCCUGAACUUACCUCGAAGGCUUCGAGGAUGGUGUCAAAUAUGAGAUCAGACUAUGAGGAGAAGAGGAGCUGGUUCCGUUCACAGAUUGAGAAGGUGCUGAAGGAUUACACGUUGAAGCAUUUUUGGGGACCAAAGUAUAAACUUGAUAUUAUCCUUGGUGUGGAGAAAAGCUGGGAAGGCCCCCACUCCAGAUCUGGCAGACACUACUGCGUCAACUUCACGGCUACUUCUGAUUUCAAGCUUGCGAGGGAACUAUUCUUCGCCCAAUUCUGGGUCUCAAGUGAGCGAAAGCCAAGCAUCUGCUGCCGUCUACCCUAUCCGUAUGUUGCCCGUUGCUACUACGGCGGGACUACCUCAAGGAAGAUUGUGUAUCCAGAUCGCUCCGAGUACAUCCGGGUCGAUAUCACCAUAUAUGGAACCCACCGCGUGUAUUACACGCUAGAGAGGGACCUUGUGUACUUCAGUCCCAGGACAAUUCUAGAGAUGGACCUUGUCUACUUCAGUCCCAAGACAGACGUGAAGCUCGCGGAGUAUCUGAAUCAUGUUGCCCGUUUACCAGAAGUACCUGGGCAUACUUUCGGCCGGGCCGGGCUGAAGCAAGGCGGAUGCUCAAAAAUUAGGCCCAGGCCUGGCCAGGCCCGUCCAUCGGUACGACGUUUUUAGGCCCAUGCCCGGGAAUUUCGGGCUGGGCUUUGGGCCGGGCUCCCCAUGCCCAGGCAACUGCCGUUCUGAAUCUUCUCUCGGCUGUGUAAUAAUACAGGUCGCGUCUGGCUAGCUAGUGUGUGAUGUUAUCAGCUGUGAACUGAGACCAUAUUUAUAUAUAUGCUUCCUGCUGUGUGCUAUGAUGUACUCCUAAUGAAUGCAAAUUCUGCGAUGUAUGAAGUGGACGACAUUGUGCUGUGAUAUACUCCUACUCCAGCAUGUUUUGUUUCCUUGAGCUAGCUGCUAGCUACUGGUAUGCAUGUGGCCGUGCCUUUUCUU
Molecule: messenger RNA, 3577 nt
Organism: Brachypodium distachyon (stiff brome)
Lineage: Eukaryota; Viridiplantae; Streptophyta; Magnoliopsida; Poales; Poaceae
Exons: 3
Coding region: 866-3259 (797 amino acids)
Source: RefSeq, a predicted model, not a curated record